CCGAACCUCGGCCGUUACUCAAACUCCCCAUCGCGCCAACGCACGAACUAGAUACUUCCUCCUGAUUGCCAUAUAACUACCUAGCCGAGUUUACUUUCGACUUCUUGGGGAGCGCAGAAUUCCCCACCCCCGCGCGAAUUCAUGGCAAUGACCGAAACUGCAAGCCGACCGCAUGGUACUUGAUUGCCCCUACCCCAACAUUUCGCUCCACAACCCUGGCGCACUUUGUCGUGCCGCUUCGCUUCCCAGUUCCCUUCUCCAUGGUCGAUUUAGCCACCCCCGACUUGUCCGCUCCCGUGUCCUCGAAUCCUCGUCACGUCUUCCUCGCUCGGGAAACGGAGCUGACACCAUGACAGACCAGUCAGGUCGGCUGGGCCGCCGACGGCCCUUCUCUGCGCUGAUGAAGAAACUGGCGAAUCUGAAAGCUACCUCGUCGGGCGACGGAGGCCGUCUCUCGGGCUCAAAACGAAACGGUGCCAAGAAACCUCAGAACAAUCCCUACCCACAGUCCGGCCGCAUCGCCGUCGGCAUCUCUCCGCGCCCCAGUCAUUACUCUGUAUCCUCCGGACCCAGCCGGCGGUUAACGAGCGUAUCGUCUCUCGACAGAUCCGACUCUGUAAGGUCGGACAGCGACGACCAACCGCCCCCGACGACGGGGGCCCGCUCCAUGGCACCCACAGUCUCGAUGGAACAUGAGACAGUUCGCUCAAUACUUGCCCCCUCCCAUGGGGACUCGUCCCUCGCGGGCACCAGCCGAACCGCAAAUGGCAGAAGAGGCGGAGACAGCACCUUCUCCUCUCCCGCGCCCUCGGUCAGGUCGCUCACCACCACCCUCACCACAAUACAAACGAUCGCGCCCAACCCCGGCGGGACCAACAACCAAGCAACCACAAACCAUCACUCGCACAGCUCCAACUCCCAAGUCAUUCAUUUCAACCAACCCUUCCCAUCCACCUCCCCAGCCUCCGCGAUCCCGGCUCACCUAGCAACCACCACUUACGCGAGCGCAACCGCCAACAACCUGCUCACGGACAACGCCUCCAUCCUGACGCUCGCCUCCUCGUCCAAGCGCCGCCGCCGACGCUCCUUUGACACCGACGCCUCCGUUCGCGCACUCGCUCCCUCUUCCCUCUGGGGCGGCAGCCGCGAAUCCCUGCCUCUCAGCGUCCUCUCGGCGACCAUGGACGGCGCGGCGGCGGCGGCGGCGGCAGCAGCCGGGAACGGGCCACCCACCCCGGGCCUCCACCGGGGUGCAGGCAGUGGUGUGAUGGGAGGCGGCGCUAACGAGAGGACGAGCAUCUACUCGGCGACAGGGAUCCUGGGCACUGCGGCCAGCGAGAGGAAUAGCUUGUAUGCGAAGCCUGGUCUUGGUACCGGGAACGGAGGCGUCGGCGGCGGGGAUGCAGCCAGCGUGAGAAGCGGCUUGAUGGGGCAUGGACGGGCAGACAGCGUCGCGGGGAGUAUCGGCGGGGGCUUGGCUGCGCCGGCGGCGGGGACAAGUUCGUUGGCUAGUCCGCGGGAGGGGCUGGGAGAGGAGAAGGGAGAGGGGAAGCGGGACACGGUCUAAGGAAGAAAGGUUAGGAUUGGGUUACGGAUGAGUUCAUGACGGGAUAGGGAUAUGGUGGGAUUUGUUACGGACUUUGCGUUUUCGGGUCGUUGGUGGCGUUUUAGGAAUCAUGGGAUGACCAGGGCCACGUCCGGAUGGCUAUGGAAUGAAGUUUCGAGUCAAGAACAACAGCCACAAUCAGCACGCGCAAGCUGCGAAUAUGUC
Molecule: messenger RNA, 1771 nt
Organism: Thermothelomyces thermophilus ATCC 42464
Lineage: Eukaryota; Fungi; Ascomycota; Sordariomycetes; Sordariales; Chaetomiaceae
Exons: 1
Coding region: 350-1567 (405 amino acids)
Source: RefSeq, a predicted model, not a curated record